Molecule: messenger RNA, 8115 nt
Organism: Suricata suricatta (meerkat)
Lineage: Eukaryota; Metazoa; Chordata; Mammalia; Carnivora; Herpestidae
Gene: WNK1
Product: WNK lysine deficient protein kinase 1
Exons: 28
Coding region: 142-8064 (2640 amino acids)
Biological process (GO): intracellular signal transduction; positive regulation of sodium ion transmembrane transporter activity; negative regulation of sodium ion transport
Cellular component (GO): cytosol; cytoplasm
Molecular function (GO): chloride channel inhibitor activity; potassium channel inhibitor activity; ATP binding
Source: RefSeq, a predicted model, not a curated record
CGGCCGGGUGGAUUCCGAACCUGCCGGCGGCGAGCCGUCGCAGCGGGACCCCGCACAGCGCCGCCGCUCCUCGGGCUCGGCCCCUCGCCUUCUCUUCCUUCACGAGUUCGAGCCCGCUCGCCUCGCACCAGCGGACCGACCAUGUCUGGCGGCGCCUCAGAGAAGCAGAGCAGCACUCCGAGCUCCCUGUUUCUCUCGCCGCCGGCGCCUUCCCCCAAGAAUGGCUCCAGCUCCGAUUCCUCGGUGGGGGAGAAACUGGGCAGCGCGGGGCCCGACGCCGGAACUGGCCGGACGGAGGAGUACCGGCGUCGCCGCCACACUAUGGACAAGGACAGCCGUGGCGCGGCCGCGACCACUACCACCACUGAGCACCGCUUCUUCCGCCGCAGCGUCAUCUGCGACUCCAACGCCACUGCGCUGGAACUGCCCGGCCUUCCCCUUUCUCUCCCCCAACCCACCGUCGCCGCGGCUGCUCCGCAGAGCACCCCGCCGGAGCUCCACCGCGAGGAGACCUUGAUCGCCACCGCCGCUGCCCAUGUGGCCCAGCUGCCUCCCGCUGCUGCCGCCCCCGGGGAGCCAGCCGGCGCGGGCGCUGCCGCCGCGACUGCCCCCAGCAGUACCGGCAGAGACCGCCAAGUUUCCCAGCCCAACCAUGUGGGGAGCAAAGAGGAGCCUCCGUCGGCCAGAAGUGGCAGCGGCGGCGGCAGCGCCAAAGAACCACAGGAGGAACGGAGCCAGCAACAGGAUGACAUCGAAGAGCUGGAGACCAAGGCCGUGGGAAUGUCCAACGAUGGCCGCUUCCUCAAGUUCGACAUCGAGAUUGGCAGAGGCUCCUUUAAGACCGUCUACAAAGGUCUCGACACGGAAACUACUGUGGAGGUCGCCUGGUGUGAACUGCAGGAUCGAAAAUUAACAAAGUCUGAGAGGCAGAGAUUUAAAGAAGAGGCAGAAAUGUUAAAGGGCCUUCAGCAUCCCAAUAUUGUUCGAUUCUAUGAUUCCUGGGAGUCCACAGUAAAAGGAAAGAAGUGCAUUGUUUUGGUGACUGAACUUAUGACAUCUGGCACACUUAAAACGUAUCUGAAAAGGUUUAAGGUGAUGAAGAUCAAAGUUCUAAGAAGCUGGUGCCGUCAGAUCCUAAAAGGACUUCAGUUUCUUCAUACUCGAACCCCACCUAUUAUUCACCGAGAUCUUAAGUGUGACAACAUCUUUAUCACUGGCCCUACAGGCUCAGUCAAGAUUGGAGACCUAGGUCUGGCAACCCUGAAGCGGGCUUCUUUUGCCAAGAGUGUGAUAGGUACCCCAGAGUUCAUGGCCCCUGAGAUGUAUGAGGAAAAAUAUGAUGAAUCUGUUGAUGUUUAUGCUUUUGGGAUGUGCAUGCUUGAGAUGGCCACAUCUGAAUACCCUUACUCAGAGUGCCAAAAUGCUGCGCAGAUCUACCGUCGAGUGACCAGUGGAGUGAAGCCUGCCAGUUUUGACAAAGUAGCAAUUCCUGAAGUAAAGGAAAUUAUUGAAGGAUGCAUAAGGCAAAACAAAGAUGAAAGAUAUUCUAUCAAAGACCUUUUGAACCACGCCUUCUUCCAGGAGGAAACAGGGGUACGGGUAGAAUUAGCAGAAGAAGAUGAUGGAGAAAAGAUAGCCAUUAAAUUAUGGCUUCGUAUUGAAGAUAUUAAGAAAUUAAAGGGAAAAUACAAAGACAAUGAAGCUAUUGAGUUUUCCUUUGACUUGGAAAGAGAUGUGCCAGAAGAUGUUGCUCAAGAAAUGGUAGAGUCUGGGUAUGUCUGUGAAGGUGAUCACAAGACCAUGGCAAAAGCCAUCAAAGAUAGAGUGUCAUUAAUUAAGAGAAAACGAGAACAGCGGCAGUUGGUGCGGGAGGAGCAAGAAAAAAGAAAGCAGGAAGAGAUCAGUCAGAAACACCAGGUAGAACAACAAUCAAGUACUUCCCAGGCAGGAGUUAAGCAGAUCCCAUCUGCUAGUACUGGCAUGCCUCCUGCUUCUACCACAUCAGCUUCAGUUUCUACACAAGUAGAACCUGAAGAACCUGAGGCAGAUCAACAUCAACAACUGCAGUACCAACAAACUAGUAUAUCUGUGUUGUCUGACGGGACGGUUGACAGUGGUCAAGGAUCUUCUGUCUUCACAGACUCUCGAGUGAGCAGCCAACAGACAGUUUCAUAUGGGUCCCAGCAUGAUCAGGCACAUUCUGCUGGCACAACCCCAGGGCAUACAGCGUCUGUUGUCCAAGCACAGUCUCAGCCUCAUGGGGUAUAUCCCCCCUCAAGUAUGCCUCAGUCCAUGGCGCAUCCGUGUGGGGGGACCCCAACAUACCCAGAAUCACAGAUAUUUUUCCCAACUAUUCAUGAACGUCCAGUUUCAUUUUCACCACCUCCCACCUGUCCACCGAAGGUGGCCAUUUCUCAGCGGCGUAAGAGCACCUCCUUCUUGGAAGCCCAAACUCGCCACUUCCAACCCCUGCUGAGGACUGUUGGCCAAAAUCUUCUUCCACCUGGUGGCAGCCCAACUAACUGGACACCAGAGGCCGUAGUUAUGUUGGGCACUACAGCCAGUAGAAUAACUGGAGAGCCAUGUGAGAUACAGGUUCAUCCUAUGUUUGAACAAACUCAAGUUCACGGUGACUAUAGACCUGGACUAGUACUUCCAGAAGAAGCUCACUAUUUUAUUCCUCAGGAACCAGUGUAUCUAGCUUACCAGGCCCAGGUGACAGAACAGUAUGAGGGUAUUCCGUACAACUCACCAGUACUGUCAAGUCCUAUGAAACAGAUACCUGAACAGAAGCCAGUACAAGGGGGCCCUACCUCAAGUUCUGUCUUUGAAUUUCCAUCUGGACAGGCUUUCCUGGUAGGACACCUUCAGAAUUUAAGAUUAGAUUCUGGAUUAAGUCCAGGAUCUCCCCUCUCUAGUAUUUCUGCACCUAUCGGUACAGAUGCUACACGUUUGAAAUUUCACCCUGUCUUUGUUCCUCAUUCUGCGCCUGCUGUGUUAACUCAUAACAAUGAGAGCAGAAGCAAUUGUGUAUUUGAGUUUCAUGUUCACACUCCAAGCUCCUCUUCAGGAGAAGGAGGAGGAGUUUUGCCUCAGCGUGUUUACCGAAAUCGACAGGUUGCAGUGGACUUGAAUCAGGAAGAAUCGCCUCCUCAAUCAGUUGGAUUGCAUGGCCGCCUACAGCCUGUGACUGAAGAACAGCGUAAUUACCAUGCCCCAGAAUUGACCGUUUCUGUGGUAGAGCCUAUCGGACAGAACUGGCCAAUAGGAAGCCCAGAAUAUUCCAGUGAUUCCUCACAAAUUACUUCUUCAGAUCCCAGUGAUUUUCAAUCACCUCCCCCUAUAGGGGGUGCAGCUGCGUCUUUUGGCUCUGACAUCUCAUUACCCUUUAUCCGUCUGCCUCAGACAGUGUUACAAGAAUCCCCACUUUUCUUCUGUUUCCCCCAAGGAACCACAUCUCAGCAGGUUUUAUCUGCCUCAUUUUCUUCAGGAGGAUCUGCACUCCAUCCACAGGCACAGGGGCAAAGCCAGGGUCAACCAUCCUCAAGUAGCCUAACAGGGGUUCCAUCUUCCCUACCCAUACAACAUUCCCAACAGCAGCAGGGAGUACAGCAGACAGCCCCUUCUCAGCAGACAGCACAGUAUGCACUUCCACAGACAUCAACCUCCAGUGAGGCCACUACUGCACAGCCAGUCAGUCAGUCUCAGACUCCACAGGUCUUGCCUCAAGUAUCAACUGGAAAACAGGGCUUCCCACCUCGACUGCCACCACAAUACCCAGGAGAUUCAAAUAUUGCUCCCACUUCCAGCGUGGCUUCUAUUUGCAUCCCUUCUACAGUUCUAUCCCCUCCCAUGCCGACAGAAGCACUGGCUGCACCAGGUUACUUUCCUACAGUGGUGCAGCCUUUUGUGGAAUCAAACCUUUUGGUUCCUGUGGGCAGUUUAGGAGGACAGGUUCAAGUGUCCCAGCCAGCAGUGAGCUUAGCACAACAAGCCCCCACUACAUCCUCCCAGCAAGCAGCUUUGGAGAGUACUCAGGGAGUCUCUCAAGUUGUUCCUCCAGAGCCACUGCCAGUGGCACAGGCACAGGCACAGCCUACCACUUUGGUCUCUUCUAUAGACAGUGCACAUUCAGAUGUUGCUUCAGGAAUGAGUGAUGGCAAUGAGAAUGUCCCAUCAUCCAGUGGAAGGCAUGAAGGGAGAACGACAAAACGGCAUUAUCGAAAAUCCGUAAGAAGUCGCUCUCGUCAUGAAAAAUCUUCACGUCCAAAAUUGAGAAUUUUGAAUGUUUCAAAUAAAGGGGACCGGGUAGUAGAAUGUCAAUUAGAGACUCAUAAUCGGAAAAUGGUUACAUUCAAAUUCGAUUUAGAUGGUGACAAUCCUGAGGAGAUAGCAACAAUUAUGGUGAACAAUGACUUCAUCCUAGCAAUAGAGAGAGAGUCCUUUGUGGAUCAAGUACGAGAAAUUAUUGAAAAAGCUGAUGAAAUGCUCAGUGAAGAUGUCAGUGUGGAACCAGAGGGUGACCAGGGAUUAGAGAGUCUACAGGGGAAGGAUGACUAUGGCUUUGCAGGUUCUCAAAAAUUGGAAGGAGAGUUCAAACAACCAAUUCCUGCAUCUUCCAUGCCACAGCAAAUAGGCGUUCCUACCAGUUCUCUAACUCAAGUUGUUCAUUCUGCUGGAAGACGGUUUAUCGUGAGUCCUGUGCCAGAAAGUCGAUUACGAGAAUCAAAAGUUUUCAGUGGUGAAAUAUCAGAUACAGUUGCUGCCUCUACAUCCCAUGGCGCUGGAAUGAACUUGUCUCACUCCGCUUCAUCCCUUAGCCUACAGCAGGCCUUUUCCCAACUCAGACAUGCCCAAAUGACAGAAGGGCCCAAUACAGCACCUCCCAACUUCAGUCAUACAGGACCAACAUUUCCCGUAGUAUCUCCUCCCAUGAGCAGCAUCGCUGCAGUCCCAGCCGCAACGGCAGCCACACCUUCAGUAUCAGCCCCUGCAACUAGCAGCCCUCUUAAUGACAUGUCCACAUCAGUAAUUCAGUCUGAGAGUCCAGUGCCCACUGAAAAGGGGAUUGGUGGAGUUGCCAUCUGCACAGGUGUGACACCUUCAAGUGGUCUCCCUGUACCUCCUGUAUCUGAGUCACCAGUAUUUUCCACUGUGGUUUCAAACAUCACAAUACCUACAGUUGUUUCAAUAUCUGCAACAUCCCAGCCAGUUCAGGCUUCUACAUCUGGGAGUGUUGUUUCUAAUAUAGGCACUUUGCCCUCUAUACCAGUUUCAGCCUCUGCAGUGGGCAGUGCCACUGCCCCAGGUGCUAAGCCUCCACCUCUGUUAUCUCAGCAAGCGGCAGGCAGUACUACUGGGGUAGCCACGUUAACAUCCACUUCUGCCCCUGCUCCAUUCCCAAGCAUCGCUUCCCAGCCGCCUCUUCAGCUGAGCAGCAGCACCUCUGCUCCUACUCUAGCUGAAACAGUGGUGGUUAGUGCACACUCACUAGAUAAAACAUCUCAUAGCAGUACAACUGGAUUGGCUUUGUCCCUGUCUGCAUCAUCUUCUUCCUCCCCUGGAGCAGGAUUAUCUAGUUCUAUUUCUCAGCCUGGCGGGGUGCAUCCUUUGGUUGCCCCAUUAGCUAUAGCUUCUACUCCUGUCCUUCCUCAAGCAGCAGGACCUACUUCUAUACCUUUAUUACCACAAAUACCUAGUAUCCCACCUUUGGUACAGCCUGUUGCCAGUGUGCCUACAGUGCAGCAGACACUAAUUCAUAGUCAGCCUCAACCAGCUUUACUUCCCAACCAGCCCCACACUCACUGUCCUGAAUUGGAUGCCGACUUACAGCCCAAAGCUCCUGGAAUUGAUGACAUAAAGACUCUAGAGGAAAAGCUGCGGUCUCUCUUUAGUGAACACAGCUCAUCUGGAGCCCAACAUGCAUCUGUCUCACUGGAGACAUCACUGGUAGUAGAGACCACUGUCGCACCAGGCAUCCCAACCACUGCUGUGGCACCAAGCAAGCUCAUGACUUCUACUACAAGUACAUGCUUACCACCAACAAGUUUGCCGUUAGGGACAACUGGUUUGUCAGUUAUACCAGCGGUCACACCUGGGCAAGGUUCCACCCCAGUCAGCUAUGUGUCUGCCCCAGUCAGCACUACAUCAGGAGUGAAAGCUGGAACUGCUCCAUCAAAGCCGCCUUUGACUAAAGCUCCAGUGCUGCCAGUGGGUACUGAACUUCCAGCUGGUACUCCACCCAGCGAGCAGCUGCCACCUUUUCCAGGACCUUCACUAACUCAGUCCCAGCAACCUCUGGAAGAUCUUGAUGCUCAAUUGAGAAGAACACUUAGUCCAGAGACUGUGGCAGUGACAUCUACAGUUGGUCCUGUGUCCGUCGUGGCUCCAGCAGCAGUUACGGAAGCAGGAGCACCGCCUCAGAAGGAUGUUUCUCAAAUCACAGAAGGUCCUGUCCUAGGAACUAGUUCAGGAACUGGUGUUCUUAAGAUGGGACGAUUUCAGGUUUCCGUUGCAAUGGAUGAUGUGCAAAAAGAAGGUAAAAAUAAGUCAGAAGAUGCAAAGUCUGUUCAUUUUGAGUCCAGCACUUCAGAAUCCUCAGUGCUAUCAAGUAGUAGUCCAGAAAGUACCCUCGUGAAGACAGAACCUAAUGGGAUCCGUGGCAUCUCAUCAGACAUGCCAGAUAGUGCCCACAGAACUCCUCCCUUGGGAGCAAAAUCGGAAACUGGGCAGCCUACCAAGGUAGGACGUUUCCAGGUAACAACAACAACGAACAAAGUAGGUCGUUUCUCUGUAUCAAGAACUGAAGACAAGAUUGCUGAGGCAAAGAAAGAGGGACCAGUGGCAUCUCCUCCUUUUAUGGAUCUGGAACAAGCUAUUCUUCCUGCUGCGAUACCAAAGAAAGAAAAGCCUGAACUGUCAGAGCCUUCACAUCUGAAUGGCCCAUCUUCUGAUCUGGAGGCAGCCUUCCUGAGCAGGGAUGUGGAUGACGGUUCAGGUAGUCCACACUCCCCCCAUCAGCUGAGCUCAAAGAGCCUGCCUAUCCAGAAUCUAAGUCAAAGCCUUAGUAAUUCAUUCAACUCCUCUUACAUGAGUAGUGACAAUGAGUCAGAUAUUGAAGAUGAAGAUUUAAAGUUGGAGCUGCGAAGACUACGAGAAAAACAUCUCAAAGAGAUUCAAGACCUGCAGAGUCGCCAAAAGCAUGAAAUUGAAUCUUUGUAUACCAAACUGGGCAAGGUUCCCCCUGCUGUCAUUAUUCCCCCAGCUGCCCCUCUUGCAGGGAGAAGAAGGCGACCCACUAAAAGUAAAGGCAGCAAAUCUAGUCGCAGCAGUUCCUUGGGGAAUAAAAGCCCCCAGCUUUCAGGUAACCUGUCUGGUCACAGUGCCACUUCAGUUUUGCAUCCCCAGCAGACCCUCCACCCUCCUGGCAACAUCCCAGAGACUGGGCAGAAUCAGUUGUUACAGCCCCUUAAGCCAUCUCCCUCCAGUGACAACCUCUAUUCAGCCUUCACCAGUGAUGGUGCCAUUUCAGUUCCAAGCCUUUCUGCUCCAGGUCAAGGGACCAGCAGCACAAAUACCGUCGGGGGAACAGUGAACAGCCAAGCCGCCCAAGCUCAGCCUCCUGCCAUGACGUCCAGCAGGAAGGGCACAUUCACAGACGACCUGCACAAGCUGGUAGACAAUUGGGCCCGAGAUGCCAUGAAUCUUUCAGGCAGGAGAGGAAGCAAAGGACACAUGAAUUAUGAGGGCCCUGGAAUGGCAAGGAAGUUCUCUGCACCUGGUCAGCUGUGCAUCUCCAUGACCUCAAACCUGGGUGGCUCUGCCCCCAUCUCUGCAGCAUCAGCUACCUCUCUAGGUCACUUCACCAAGUCCAUGUGCCCCCCACAGCAGUACGGUUUUCCAGCUCCCCCUUUUGGCACUCAGUGGAGUGGGACAGGCGGCCCAGCACCGCAGCCACUUGGCCAGUUCCAACCUGUGGGAACUGCCUCCUUACAGAAUUUCAACAUCAGCAAUUUGCAGAAAUCCAUCAGCAACCCCCCAGGUUCCAACCUGCGGACCACUUAGACCUAGAGACAUUAACCGAGUAGAUUUGGGGGCAGGAGAUGGAAUGCUGAG